Messenger RNA from Aphanomyces invadans, 1685 nucleotides. RefSeq lists its product as hypothetical. The transcript has 11 exons. The record is from RefSeq and is a predicted model, not a curated record. NCBI's taxonomy places the organism in Eukaryota, Oomycota, Saprolegniomycetes, Saprolegniales, Verrucalvaceae. Bases 54 to 1658 code for a protein of 534 amino acids.
GCCAAGUUCACCGCGUUGCUUGUCACUUCGGCAUCGCAGGAAUUGACCCCAAGAUGAUGAACUGGUUCCUCAUCGUGGUGGUGGUGAUCAUGGCGGUGGUCUUUCUCGCCGCCAACUUCUAUAUCUUGGUGUACUUUCAGCAUCCUGAUGACAAGAACACGGCGUACUUGCCCAAGUUCCUUGUGGUGAUUGGCUUUCUCCUCGCUGAAGCAUGCGUGCUCCUCCUGCCGUUGGACGUGGCAAACAACUCGACUGCAAUCGGGUGUAGCGCCGGGUGGAACCCUGCAUGCGGCAACUUAGACAUGGAAACUCUUUGGCUGAUCGUGUUCAUGUCGAUCGCCGUUUUCCUUGUCGUGCUGCUGCCGUACUCGAUCUACUACUACGAAUCGGACGACGGGUUCGACGACUCGACCAAGCGAACGCACCGCUGGCUCGAUGCACUCAAGCUCGAGAUUGCGACAGUCAUCGUGGUCGGCAUUGUCAUCGCCAUCACGUACAUCACGUCGUCGACGUCCGACAUCCCGUACAACGUUAUCGUUUACAAUUCGACGGUCACAAACGACACGAUCCAGUUCACCGACGCCGUUGGCGGCUUGCACGACUUCCUUGACGGCGACAUCAUCAGCCCCAACGAACGCGUGUACGCCAUGUCGCAUGGCUUGAACCCUCUCGAAACGAGCAUGCGGCUCGCGGUGUCGGUGCCAAUCUACAUCACGGCGCUCGUGAGCUUUGUCGGGUGGUUUGCAUUCUCGAUCUUUGUCGGGGUUGGGCUUGUGGCGCUCCCGUUGGACUUGAUCUUGGCGUUCUUCUUCCGGCCCAAGUUCAUUCCAGCGGAUGUGUAUGCCCAGCAAAAGAUGUUGAUACAAAUUCGGUCCCUCGAGUUGAUGGAAGUCGGGAAAGAAAUCAAAAACUCCAUGCUGACCCACCCCGACGCAAAAUUGUCGGCUCGCGAGCGCCGAAAGAACAACAAGCUCGACGCGAUCACGAUGAACAAGUUCAAACAGGCCGUGUACUUGCUCGAAAAGGACGUUGCCGAACUCAAGCUGUGUCACGAAGACUACAAAAACUACAACCCGUUGGUUCCGUUGGGGAAGCUCGUCCUGGGCUUCAUCGCGUCGAUCGUGAGCUUUCUGUGGCUGCUUCAGAUCAUCCUCGGGAUGGUCCCGCCACUCCCGAUCCUGCCCUUUCUCAACGACUACUUUAUCUGGUUUGACCAGUGGUUCCCUCUCUUCGGCACCAUGUCAGUCGGGAUCUUCUCCAUGUACCUCUUGAUGGCGUGCAUCAAGGGGUGCUUUAAGUUUGGCAUGCGCUGCUUCUGCUGUGCGCUGCACCCGAUGGAGUACAACGGGACGUACAUGAAUUCAUUUCUGUUCAACUUGGCAUUGAUUUUGUUGUGCUGCAUCCCCGUCGUCCAGUUUAGCAACCAAGCGUUCAGCGACUACGUUCGACUCACGACAAUUCAGACCAUGAUGGGCAUCCAGCUGCGGUACAUGAAGGGGUUUUCCGUCUUUUGGGUGCACAACGUGUUUCUCUAUGCGAUCCUGGCCAUCGUGCUCUUGACGACGCUGUAUUUGGCGGUGCGCCCCCGCGACACGUCCUCCAAGACGGAUGCGAUCCGCAAGAAGAUUGAAAAACAAGUCGCGCUGGCAACGGCUUAACACUUUCCUUACACGUGUUUAUAUGCA